GGGUCCAUUUUUCAGCUAGCUGGGGGACUUAAGAUUUUAUUUUAGUUCACACCCCUAAGACCUCCACUGCACGAUAUCCACUCCCUGACCUCGCAGGGCCUCCUCCUCACUUACUUCCGGUUGUAUCUGUCCCUCCUGGCAUCGCUCCUCUGCUCAGCCUGCUGAGAGCACCCUUGGGCUUGCGCUUGUCAUCUGCUCACUUCCUUCAGCACUCUAGCAGCUCCGAGUGUCCUGAUCUGGGCUGGCUGGUGUGACUUCCAGUUGAUGAUCAGGAACCUCUUGGGGCCCUCCUUAGUAUCUGCUGGUUGCUUUCUUUGUCUCAGAAAUGAAUCUUUCACACUUUCUCAUUCAUCUGGAAGGCUUCCCAUGUCCCCUUCCACCCUCUUCUUUCUCCGAUCCUUUACUGAGAAAAUAGAAACCAUCAAAUGAGGGCCCCUCCUCUCCUUUGGCUCCAAGGGAGGGAGCAUUUUCUCCCAGUGGCAGGUCAAGCUUUCUGCAUGUCUCUGGUUGCCCACUCGUCUGUCUUUGGGCUCUAGACUAAUGCCAAAGUAGCCAUAAAAUGCCACACACCCUAUAGUCCAGCAGUGUAUAGUCAGUCGCUAGCCAAUGUCAUCUCUGUAACCCAGUGAGAAUUCCUGACAACAACUUUUGUAAUCGCUCCUCCUCCUGAUUUGUCCUUUUUUUCUUUAAAAAUGUUUUUUUUCCUCUUCCCUGCCUCUUUUCUGGCAUUAGUGGCCUCUGUUUCUAUCCGCGCAAAAGCACGCUCAUGUUUCUCAAGCAAACAAAACCCCACUCUUGAUCCCACAUAUAGCCCCUUUCUCUGCUUCUUUCAGAGUGUCCACCUAAAAUAAUGAAAAAAGUGGGAAUUUAAUUUAAAGAGAGUCUGUUUAGACACAAAGGUUGAGGACUGCAGCCUGGGACACACUUCCAGUUUGCCUUGGGGAGUGCUGUGGAGAACACCAAGAGAGGCUCAAGUUUUUAAAGAAAAAAAGGACAAAUCAGGAAGGGGAGCGAGUAUAAAAGUUGUUGUCAGGAAUUCUCACUGGUUUACAGGGAUGACGUUGGCGAGCGAUUGACUAUACACUGCUGGACCAUAGGGUGUGUGGCAUUUUAUGACUACUUUGGGAUUAGUUAGUCUAGAGCCCAAAUGGCAAGUGGCUUUAAGAGGUAAUUAUUUAGCUUGAGGGGAGUGAUCUGACUGCUGUUUCGUUCCAGUGCCUGAUAAUUUGAAGGGGCUCACAUUCCUCAGAUAGAAAAUUCUCCCCCCCCCAUAAUCUCAAUUGUCCCAAAGAUGUUUUUAUGAUUGUUUUUAAUACUUUAAUCAACACCCAAUCAAGGCUUAUGCAAUGCAUACUUUAUGUCUUUUUAGUUCAUUUUAAACUAGAAAAGUCCCCAUUCCACUCACCGCCCCCACCCAUGAUAACUUUUUGAAAAACCUGGGUUAUUUGUUUUCUAAAUGUCACAUAUUGUGGAUUGUCUGAUUUAUUUUCUGAAGUCUUAAUUAACUUAUUUUCCUCUGUCCUCUAACUGAAAGUUACACUGAGAGGCUUGAUUCCAUUCAGUUUAAACCUUUCUGGCAAGGCUACUUAAUAGCUGACCCUGUGAACUUCGCAUUGCAUCCUGUUGGGGGUCAUCGCAAUGCUAGUCACAUUGGCUGCAUUGGAAGGCUUACAGUGGGGAUUGCAAUAGCAUCUGUAUGAAAUUCAGUUUUAACUGAGGUGAAUGGAGAAAAGAGAAAUUGAAGUUCAACUCAAAGAAUUGUUGACUUUCAAAUAUAUUUUCUUCACUACAAUGGUUACUAUUUCUUCAAAGAUACCUCUAAGAUUAAAAGGUUGUGAAAAACAUUAAGUUUAAGUCAUUAUGUUUAUUUUAAACCCGUUUCAAUUGUUGGUAACAUGUAUGAUCUCCCUGCUAUGAAAGAUGAAACCGAGUGCAACUCCUAUAAGGCUGGUGGCAGGCCCCCUCCUCUCCCUAGGUCAAAAAAGAAAAGGCUCAGGAGACCAGACCCACCAAGGACAAAACCACCAGGCCAGGCCAGCGGAGAGGUGCCACACCCAGAUGUCCACCCGGAUAAGAAAGUUUCGGCUCCUGGAUUCUGCAAAUACCGCCAGCCCCUCCUAUUUCUCAAUGACCACCAAAGGUCGCCCCAGCUCUUCCCGCCAAAAGUCCGUAGCCCGCCCAAACGUUUCCCCUCACCAAUUGUCCUUGGAAUUGGACAGAUGGCAGCCACCAUAAUGAUACUGUAUGUGUCCAAGCUAAAUAAAAUAAUCCAUUUCCCUGAUUUUGACAAGAAAAUCCCUGUAAAGCUGUUUCCUCUGCCUCUCCUCUACGUUGGAAACCACAUAAGUGGAUUAUCAAGCACGAGUAAAUUAAGCUUGCCGAUGUUCACCGUCCUCAGGAAAUUUACCAUUCCACUUACUUUGCUCCUGGAAACCAUCAUACUCGGGAAGCAGUAUUCACUGAACAUCAUUGUCAGUGUCUUUGCCAUCAUUCUUGGGGCUUUCAUAGCAGCUGGUUCCGACCUUGCAUUCAACUUGGAAGGCUAUAUUUUUGUGUUCCUGAAUGAUGUCUUCACGGCAGCGAAUGGAGUUUAUACCAAACAGAAGAUGGAUCCUAAGGAGCUGGGGAAAUACGGAGUACUUUUCUACAAUGCCUGCUUCAUGAUUAUCCCAACUUUUAUUAUUAGUGUCUCCACUGGAGACCUGCAACAGGCUACUGAAUUCAACCAAUGGAAGAAUGUUCUGUUUAUCAUGCAGUUUCUUCUUUCCUGUUUUUUGGGGUUUCUCCUGAUGUACUCCACGGUUCUGUGCAGCUAUUACAACUCGGCCCUGACCACCGCGGUGGUAGGAGCUAUCAAGAAUGUAUCCAUUGCCUACAUCGGGAUGUUAGUUGGUGGAGACUACGUUUUCUCUGUGUUAAACUUUGUAGGGUUAAAUAUUUGCAUGGCUGGGGGAUUGAGGUAUUCCUUUUUAACUCUAAGCAGCCAGUUAAAACCUCAGCAACCUGUGGAUAAAGAAAAUAUCCCUUCAGAUGUGAAGAGCCAGAGUCUGGCGCAGAAUUGCGGACCGAUUUGAGACGGGGGACACGUGGUGGGGGAUCCCCAAGAAGGGAUGUGAAGCCAGAGAUUUCAGACUUGGGACGUCACCCUCUGGUUAGGCACAAAUGGGAAUGUCUGCAAAAUGUCUACCUCAUAUGCACCGCACGCGAGCUGCCAUCAGCCCUGAGAAACGUAUCUGUGCAAAACCUUACCGGCAGAAAGUGUAUCUUCUCAAAAUAAGCCACUGGGACUUGGUAGGUAGCAUGCUGAGCGCUCACUACAGACCCGUGUGGCCCCUUGGCGCAGUGCCACGCGCUGAAGGAAGGUCAGUGUUUCUAUCAGGAAAUAGAAACAGUAACUAUUUCCUUAUCAGCACCUUGGCCUUAAUUUCAAAGGUCCCAGCCAAAGCACAUUUCCAGUGAGGACAGUUUAUUUCAGUUUAAACAGACAGUCUUUAUUUUAAUAAAAUUAGCCAGUUAACUGCCAGUAAAGUUAUUUUUUUUAGCUUUGAUAUAAGCUAUGUUGGUAUCUUUUCCUAAUCAUCAAAGUAAAAUAAAACAUCAUUUCUAUGUAUGC
Messenger RNA from Microcebus murinus (gray mouse lemur), 3613 nucleotides. Lineage: Eukaryota; Metazoa; Chordata; Mammalia; Primates; Cheirogaleidae. The record is from RefSeq and is a predicted model, not a curated record.